GCUGGUCCUGGCCCGGCCAUGGCGGAGGUGCUGGAAUUCCGGGUGCCCGCGGGCAGUGCCCACACACUGCUGGUCUGGGGGCUGGAGCCGCAGGCGGGGCUGGAGCACUUGCUGUACUCCGCGUUCUCCAGGUUUGGGCCGCUGUACUCGGUGCGGGCGCGCGGCAACGCCGCCGUGGCAGGGCCGGGAUACUACGGAGUCAUCAAGUUCUACUCAGCCAGGGAUGCCAGCAGGGCCCAGCGCGCCUGCAACGGGCAAAGGCUGUUUCAGAAAUGCCCCUUGAAGGUUUGUGUUUGCCCCAAGCAGAAGGGGGUUCAGCAGCAAGCCCCUGCCCUCAGCAGCAACAAGUGCCAGGAGUUGGCCAACCACUACCUGGGCUUUAACGGCUGGUCCAGUCGCAUCAUCACGCUGCAGAAGGUGUGUGGCUUGGAUGGUGAGAAAGAGGAGCUGGGGCAGAGCUGCCAGCAGGGAUGGGUGAAGUUCCUGUGUGCUCUGGAGGUGACGCUGCCGCAGCAUGGGGUGCGCAGCAGGGGAGUUGCCCUGGGCCAGGCAGCCGUAGGAGAUGGGCAAGAUCCCCUCGAGCUCAUCACAGCCACGAGAAGGGCUCAGAAGCUGGCGGUGGGCAAAGCUCUGUCUGGGGCCUUCCAGAAGAUCCUCCUCGUAGUCUUGGAAAAUGGGAAAGUGGCCGUGGAGUACAAUCCCUGCCAGGAGGAGCCCACAGACCCCUUAACAGAAGAGGAACUGAAGGGGCUUGUUCAGGUCAGUGAAUUGUCCUCAGAACAGUUUGAGCUCGAAGAAGAAGAAGUUUUGUCUGAUCUCAGUUUGGAUGAUGAGCCAUGAAAGGCCCUGUUUGCUUUUCCUCCAAAUGUCCACCAGAGAAAGAAAUGGGCAAUAAACCCUUUGUUACUCAAAGUAAGCCCCCAAAUACCUGCUGGUUUUGGAGAGAAACUGUUUUGCUGUCGGCCUGCUCUGUCUGGAAGCCAGCUCAGCUGCAUGACUGUUGUUUAGACAGGACAGCAGAUGUGAGCAACAUUCCCAGGACAGGCAGAGGAAGGAGCCACCCCUGCAAGAGCCACGUCCAGCUCCGAGUCACUCUGACUCACAGGAGACAGUCUGAGAGGGAAGAUGUCUCAGCAGCAGGAGGAGCUGUGGGGCUGACCCGGCUUUGCACAGGCACAGGAGAAAGCAUUUCCCUGAGUGCACAUGGUUUGAAAUGAGCCAAAGUCCUGUAAGAAUGUGUUGUCACGUGUUGGACCCCAACUAGAAGCAGUCGGGGCACUGUCAUUAUGUAGAACAAAGAUUGUCAUUUCAAACAGGUUUUUCAUUAAA
Myiozetetes cayanensis is the source of this 1329-nucleotide messenger RNA. RefSeq names its product RAD52 motif containing 1 (gene RDM1). The record is from RefSeq and is a predicted model, not a curated record. The transcript has 7 exons. Gene Ontology annotation, cellular component: nucleolus. NCBI's taxonomy places the organism in Eukaryota, Metazoa, Chordata, Aves, Passeriformes, Tyrannidae. Gene Ontology annotation, molecular function: RNA binding. The coding region runs from base 19 to 840 and encodes 273 amino acids.